Molecule: messenger RNA, 708 nt
Organism: Iphiclides podalirius (scarce swallowtail)
Lineage: Eukaryota; Metazoa; Arthropoda; Insecta; Lepidoptera; Papilionidae
Source: the annotation of a GenBank genome assembly
AUGAUACCGGCGGUGAAGAUGAGCGAAUAUUGGCUAAUAAGUGCCCCUGGCGACAAGACCUGCCAGCAGACUUGGGACACCCUCAACAAUGCCACCAAGUCUGGCAACCUCAGCAUUAACUACAAAUUUCCAAUCCCUGAUUUAAAGGUGGGGACAUUGGAUCAAUUGGUGGGGCUGUCAGACGAUCUCGGAAAGCUGGAUACUUUCGUGGAAGGAGUCACAAGGAAGGUGGCUCAGUACCUUGGGGAGGUACUUGAAGAUCAGCGUGAUAAGCUCCAAGAAAACUUGAUGGCAAACAAUAAGCCGUUGACGAAACCCGCGCGCGACGUGCGGUUGCCGCUAAGUAAAUACGUGCUCGGCCGGAUUGUUAAUGUCGCUAGGGCGGUCGGGGGGCCGUCGCUAACGCGCAAACAACGUGUGCAAUCGUGGAAUCCAGGCGUCGAGUCGUACUGCGACCCGGGCGGGGGGGAACCGCCGCCGACGCCGGCCGCCACGCCGACGCCUACCUCGCCCGUCUGCGAUUCCGCCUUCUCGGAGCAGCAGGGCUGCUGGCCGUGCGAGCAGCGCGAGCGCUCCGAGGGCGAGGCCUCCAGCGGCCGCAGCUCGCCGCGCUGGGAUGAGGAGGACGAGGAGAGGGCGCACCACGUCCUCACCCAAGGUCCAAGGGGCAACCGCCCGGCCCCGCCACGAUCGGGGCUGCCCCGCGCU